This is a messenger RNA of Arabidopsis lyrata subsp. lyrata, 2838 nucleotides long. RefSeq names its product disease resistance protein LAZ5. Gene Ontology annotation, molecular function: ADP binding. NCBI's taxonomy places the organism in Eukaryota, Viridiplantae, Streptophyta, Magnoliopsida, Brassicales, Brassicaceae. Gene Ontology annotation, biological process: defense response. The transcript has 5 exons. The coding region runs from base 1312 to 2742 and encodes 476 amino acids. The record is from RefSeq and is a predicted model, not a curated record.
UUUUUUUUUAAUCUUGAAAUAUCAGAUAAUUCAUAGAAAUUUAAGCUUCUGAUGGUUAAAGUUUUGACAGGAAGUUUUUGCGUCUUGUAAUGUUGAUUGAGCUCGUUUCUGAGAAAUUUGCUAUCUUUUGCUCAUUGCAAACCAAAAAAAUUGAAACUUUGAGUAAUUCCUUAGCUAAUUUGUUACUCCUCGUUUGAUGGAAUGUGAUAUAUAUAGUCUAUUAGUUUUGUUUCAGAAGUGAUACACUGAUAGAUUCAAAAAUCUGGUUCUAUGAGAUUUGAUUUUCAUGUACCUGUUUUAUUGAUUAGAUGGUGCAUUAUUGUGUGAUCAAGAUUGCUUAAAGAAAUGGAUUUGGCGUUUUGUGUUGGUAGUUCUCCGCUACAUUUUAGAAAGACAUAAAUCACACCCUAAAACAAUCCAUGUUCGGGGAAACGAGCUGUGUGAGCCAUUUGAUGCCUCUUACUCUCAAAAUGGCCGUCGCAAGCAAUUGGUCUUCAGAGAGGAUUUAACCUCUGAAGGCUACAUGUAUAUCAAAUUGGUCUUCGUUGGAUUCUAUCAAUUUGGAAUUUUUGGUGCCAAUGUGGAAAAAAGGGGAUUUAGGAUUUCUCAAUCUUGUGGAGGAGAUUUUCACGAGUAAGAAGUUUCACUAGAGAUAAUUCGUGCUUUCGUUGUUACUUCUUUUAUGCUUUCAUUUGAAUUGAAGUUCUUCGUUGUUUAUAGUGGCUCACUUAGUAUCAGUGUGAUUAACAAAGAACCUUCCUUUCUUGAAUUUGCAGAAGACUUUUGAAGUAUGAUAAAGGAUUUCGAACCUCAAGAGGAAGCCCCCGGAAUGUAUACUUCAGAAUUCCUUAACAGAAAAUUGAAAGAAAGAUACCUCCUAUGGCUUCCUCCUCCAUUCUCAGCAUCGGACUCUUGCCACAGGAUCAAGUGUUCAUCAACUUCCGAGGAGAUGAGCUGCGUACGAGCUUCGUGAGACGUCUGACGAAAGCCUGGAAAGAAAAUGGGGUCAACGUUUUUAUGGAUGAACACCUGAACAAAGGCACACCUAUUACAAAAUUGUUCAAGAAGAUCGAGGAGUCAAGGAUUGCACUAGCUAUAUUCUCUAAGAGGUACUCUGAAUCCAAAUGGUGCUUAGAUGAGCUGGUCAAGAUCAAUGAGUGAGUGAACGAAGGCCAACUCGUUGCCGUUCCCAUCUUCUAUAAGCUGGAGACAUCCGAUGUGAAGGAGCUUAAGGGAGACUUUGGUGAUAACUUCAAGAUUCGGGCUUAUAAAAGUGAGCACCAGAAAGUUAUAGACUGGGAGAAAGCUUUGAUGUCUAUUUGUGGCAACAUGGGAAUGACGUUAAAAAAAGACGGGGACGAGGGAGUAUUCAUCGACUCAAUCAUUGAGUUUGUGAAGGAUUUGCUAAUUGAUACCAUCUCGACUGGAGGAAACACUGGAAAAGAAGAGCUUGAUGAACCUCUAUAUGGAAUGAAACAAUGCCUCGAGAAAUUAGAAGAGAAGUUAGAUGCAUGGAAUGGAAAAACUUGUAUUGUUGGAGUUGUUGGGAUGCCUGGGAUUGGCAAAACCGCUCUUGCUAAAUCAUUUUACAACAGGUGGGAAAAACAGUUUGCAUACAGCAUGUGUUUAGCAGACGUAAGCAAGAUGUUAAAUGAGCACGGACCGAACUGGUUGCAGAUGAGACUCUUGCGAGAGCUCUUGAAAGAUACUCAUCCCCUACAUCAGAUUUGGAAGGAUGAGUUACUCAAAAGGAAGUUUUUUGUUGUUCUUGAUGACGUUAACGGAAAAGAGCAGAUUGAAUAUCUUCUUGGUAACUUGGAUUGGAUUAAGGAGGGAAGCAAGAUUGUUAUCACAACAAGCGACAAGUCACUGGUCCAGAAUUUAGUCAACUAUACAUUUGUCGUCCCAAUAUUAAAUGACGAAGACGGUUUAAAGUGCUUCACUUAUCAUGCCUUCGGCCCUAACAAUCCUCCUCCAGAAGAAAAUUACUUAAGGUUGUCCAGAAAGAUUCUUGAUUAUGCCAAAGGCAACCCAUUAUUUCUCAAGGAAUUGGGUGUGGAGCUUCUUGGCAAGGAAGAGGAGGACUGGGAAAAGAGAGUGGGAACACUAACACAAAGUUCCAGUCCGAAAAUUCAAGAUGCCUUGAGUAAGAGAUACUUAGAACUCAGUGAGAAGCAGAAAGAUGCAUUUCUUGACAUUGCUUGUUUUUUCAGAUCAAAGACUACAAGUUAUGUAAGAUGUAUGUUGGAUUCAUGUGAUUCGGGUGUAAUAGGCGAUCUCACUGAUAGGUUUCUCAUUAGUAUUUCUGGUGGGCGAGUAGAGAUGCAUGAUGUUCUGUAUACAUUCGGUAAGGAACUUGCUUCAAGAGUUCAGUGUAGGCUGUGGAACCAUAAGAAAAUUGUUCGCAUGUUGAAGUACAAAUCGGAAAUGGAGAACGUGAGAGGUGUGUACCUAGACAUGUCUGAAGUAAAGGAGAAAAUGAGCUUCACUAGUAUGCGCAGUCUUCGAUAUCUUAAAAUCUACAGUUCGAUUUGUCCUAUGGAGUGCAAAGCUGACCAAAUAAUCGUUGUUGCUGAGGGACUUCAGUUCACAUUAGCUGAGGUGCGAUGUCUUGACUGGCUGAGAUUCUCAUUGGAUAAACUUCCCUUAGACUUCAAUGCGAAGAAUCUUGUCAAUCUCAGCCUGCCUUACAGCUCCAUCAAACAAGUAUGGGAGGGUGUUAAGGUGAUACGCCAAACCUAAAGUGGGUUGAUCUCAAUCACUCGCUCAACUUGAGUGACCUGUCAGGUUUAUCAAAUGCUCAAAAUCUCGAAAGAUUGAAUCUUGAAGGUUGCCGGA